Danaus plexippus (monarch butterfly) is the source of this 880-nucleotide messenger RNA. RefSeq lists its product as uncharacterized. The coding region runs from base 1 to 837 and encodes 278 amino acids. The record is from RefSeq and is a predicted model, not a curated record. The transcript has 3 exons. Lineage: Eukaryota; Metazoa; Arthropoda; Insecta; Lepidoptera; Nymphalidae.
AUGGAGGAAAUUAUGACAGCCUUAGAAAAUAUUCAAAAAGAACUGAACGUACAAAAAAUAGAAAUUCAGAAAAGUGGCGAAAAGCUUCCUCACGUUAUAAAACAAAAUGGAUUGCGAACAAGAUUACGCUCAACUAUCGAGUCAUUCAAAACUUUUAUAACUGACGAAUUGAAAAAAGUUACUGAUGCGGUCAAGAAGUGGACUGAGAGAAUUGUAAACAUCGAGUCAUCUGUAAAAAGUGUUAAUCAAAGAAUAGAUAAUUUUGAGGUCGAAUUAUCUAAAAUCCAUAGUCUGCAAGCGGAACUAAAUAACUUAAAGACAUUGAUCAAGGACUUAAAGGAAAGCCACAGUAAGAAUGAGCAAUGGGUUCGGCGCUCUAAUAUACAGAUUAAUGGCAUACCUCAAAAAAAGGGUGAGAAUUUAAUAAAUAUAGUUAAAUUACUUGCUGAAAGAUCAGACUUUAAAUUGUGCCCUGAUACUGACAUUGACUUUGUUACUCGAGUAGCCGCCAAAAAUGAUUCGGACAUUAAAAAGCCUAAACCUAUUAUUGUGAAGAUGCGGGCUCGAUAUAAAAAGGUUGAUUUCUUGUCAUCUCUUCGCGAAUUAGGAAGCAUCAAGGCGUCCGACAUUGGAUUUCCAGGGCUGCAAAAUCAAAUAUAUGUUAAUGAUCACCUCUCCGCGCGUAACAAAGCAUUAUUGAGAGAAGCCAAACGUCUUUCUAAGGAAAAAAGUUAUGUCUAUUGUUGGGUCCGGAAUUGCACGAUUAUGGUACGAAGAGCAGAUAACUCGCCCGUACUCCACAUUACAUCUGAGGAAUCUUUAAAAAAAAUCUCCUAAGCGUUAACUCGUUAUUUAAUAUUUUUUUACUAACUUAAUUUAU